AUGACCCGGGCCGGGCUCUGGGCCCUCCUGCUCCUGAGCCUGCUGCGGUCCGCUGAAGGGAGGCCCCCUCUGGCCCCUCCCCAGAACGUGACGCUGCUCUCCCGGAACUUCAGUGUGUACCUGACUUGGCUCCCAGGGCCCGGCAACCCCCAGAACGUGACCUAUCGUGUGGCCUAUCAGAGCUUUCCAGCAACCCCCAAACAGUGGCGAAAAGUGAGAAGGUGUGCAAGAACCAAAGAGCUGACAUGUUCUCUGAUGUGCCUGGAGAAGCAGGACCUGUUCAACAAGUUCAAGGGCCGCGUGCAGGUGGUUUCUCCCAGCACCAAGUCCCCCUGGGUGGAGUCCAAGUACCUGGAGUACCUUUUUGAAGUGGAGCCAGCCCCACCCAUCCUGGUCGUCACUCAGACAGAGGAGGUCCUGAAGGUCAAUGCUACCUACCAGCUGCCCCCCUGCAUGCCCCCAUCGGACCUGAAGUACGAGGUGGAUUUCUGGAAGGAGGGGACUGGGAACAAGACCCGAUUUCCAGUCACUCCCCAUGGCCAGCCAGUCCAGAUCCCCCUCCAGGCGGAUGCCAGUGGGUACCACUGCCUCAGCGCCAGAACCAUCUACACCUUCGGUGACCCUAAAUACAGCGAGUUCUCCAAGCCCACCUGCUUCUCCCUGGGGACCCCAGGAGUCCACUGGGCAUUCCUGAUGCUACCACCACUGCUGCUGCUGCCGCUGUUGGUUAUUGCCCUGGGCUGUGUGAUCUGGAGGAGCUUCACAGGGAACCCCUGGUUUCAGCGGGCAAAGAUGCCACAGGCUCUGGACUUUUCUGGACACAGAUACCCCGUGGCAACCUUUCAGCCCAGUGGCCCAGAGUCCCUGGAGGACUUGACCCUCUGUCCCCAAAAGGAACUGACCAGAAGGGUCAGACGGACCCCUAGAGUCAGGGCCCCAGCCACCAUUCAGGCCGGAUCAGAGAAGGACAGUGCCAAGGAGGACGACGACGAGGAGGAGGAGGAGGAGGAGGACGCAGACGACAAUGUCAUCGUCCAGCCCUACAUUGUGCCCCCCGGUUUCCUGGCGCAGGAGCACCAGACCCCGGGGCGCUCGCAGGCAGGGGUCCAGGUCGAAGGCUGUCCUGCUUGCGAUUCUUCAGACGGAAGCUGGGCCAGCACUGGCGGCUCCUCCCUCUUGGAGGAGGCUGGGUCCUCUGGCUAUUUGGCCAAGAAGGGGCCAGGCAGAGGGCCGGGCAGGAACAGGUGUCCGGAGCCUCUCCCAGUCCCCGAAUUCUCCAAGGACUUGGGUUCCCUGGAAGAGCUCCAGAGAAGCAGCAUCUCCUGGGCCAACUGGGGCUCCUCCACACCGAGGCUGGAGCUGGCCCCCGGGGAGCCUCCAGUUUCUCUUCGGACACUGACCUUCUGGGACAGCAAUGCCGAGGAGGAGGAGGAGGAGGAGGAGGAAGAAGAAGAAGAGGAAGAGGAUGGAGGGGAAUCAGAAAUUGAGGACAGUGGUGCUGGAAGCUGGGGGACCGACAGCCUCCAGAAGACCGGAGCCACGAGUAGGACGCUGGGACAUUACAUGGCCAGGUGAGCUGUCCCCCAGCUUCCUGCCGAAUCUGGUGCUACUGAGCUUCCCAAGGGCCCAAGA
Messenger RNA from Eptesicus fuscus (big brown bat), 1632 nucleotides. RefSeq names its product interferon lambda receptor 1 (gene IFNLR1). The transcript is spliced from 7 exons. NCBI's taxonomy places the organism in Eukaryota, Metazoa, Chordata, Mammalia, Chiroptera, Vespertilionidae. The record is from RefSeq and is a predicted model, not a curated record. Bases 1 to 1575 code for a protein of 524 amino acids. Gene Ontology annotation, molecular function: protein binding.